This is a messenger RNA of Thunnus maccoyii (southern bluefin tuna), 6853 nucleotides long. RefSeq names its product bone morphogenetic protein receptor type-2-like. Gene Ontology annotation, biological process: cellular response to growth factor stimulus; BMP signaling pathway; vasculature development. The transcript has 19 exons. Gene Ontology annotation, molecular function: transforming growth factor beta receptor activity; ATP binding. Lineage: Eukaryota; Metazoa; Chordata; Actinopteri; Scombriformes; Scombridae. The coding region runs from base 260 to 3988 and encodes 1242 amino acids. Gene Ontology annotation, cellular component: plasma membrane; signaling receptor complex. The record is from RefSeq and is a predicted model, not a curated record.
GCGGCCGCAGAGACGCGCAGCUUCAUCUCUGCUGAACGAACCUGCAGCUGGAUCCUGAUCGAUCCGGGACAGAAGAAUCCGGACUGAGGCGAGUCGAGCGGAGACCAGACCAGGCCGGGCCAGACCAGCAGAGACCAGACACACACACAGAGGAGAUGAUGAUGAUGAUGAUGAUGAUGAUGAUGAUGUGUGUCCAGCGCCUUCAGGAUAAUCUGACACAGGAUCAGUGACGCCGCUCAGACUCGAACCUGGAUCCAACAUGGCCGCUGCGGGCGGAGCUUCAUCGUUAUUAACGGCGUGUCUGUGCGUCCUGCUGCUGCCUGCUGCAAGCGGGUUUCAGUCAGAGGACAGGGAGUGUGCGUUCACUGACCAGCUGCACCAGCAGGGGGCGGAGCCUCAGGGCCGACAGGCCAGUGAGCUGCGAGGGGUAGUGAGGGAGAACGGCACGAUCCGCUGCAGCCGCGGCUCUCGCUGCUAUGGAUUGUGGGAAAAGAGACCAGAUGGGGAAAUACACCUGGUAAAGCAAGGUUGCUGGACACACAUUGGCGACCAGCAGGAGUGCCAUGGCGACCGUUGCCUGGUAACGGCAACACCCUCUCAGAUUCAAAAUGGUAGCUACCGUUUCUGCUGCUGCAGCCACGACCUCUGCAACGCCAACUUUACCGAGACCCCGCCCACUGCCAACACCCCCGCCCUGAGGCUGAUGAAGACAGACGGACGGGACAACAGGCAGACAGAUCACCAGCCACUGCGGCGGGAGGUGCUCAUUGCCUUGGUAACUGUUGCCAUAGCAGCCAUCCUCAUCGUGGCGCUGUUCCUGGGAUACCGCAUGAUGAAAGGGAAGCAGAAACACAGUCUGUCUGCGCUGGAUGUGAUGGAGGCAGCAAACACUGUAUCUGCUGUCGACCUGGACAACCUGAAGCUGCUAGAGCUGAUUGGUCGAGGUCGUUAUGGCACCGUGUUUCGCGGAUGUCUCAAUGAGCGCUGCAUGGCCGUCAAACUCUUCAGCUCGGCCAACCGGCAGAACUACGCCAACGAGCGCUCCAUCUACUGCCUGCCGCUGCUGCAGCAACAUGACAACAUCGCCCGCUUCCUGACCGCAGAUGAGCGGACAACGGCCGAUGGACGGCCAGAGUUCCUGAUCCUCAUGGAGUACUACCCAAACGGCUGUCUGUCUCGCUACCUGUCGCUCCACACAGUCAACUGGUUGACGUGCUGCAGGAUGACUCACGGUGUGACCAGAGGACUGGCCUUCCUACACACUGAACUUUACAGAGCAGACCAGUAUAAACCAGCGGUGGCUCACAGAGACGUGACCAGCAGGAACGUCCUGGUUCGAGCCGAUCUGUCCUGCGUCCUUGCCGACUUCGGUCUGUCCAUGAGGCUCACAGGAAACCGGCCCUGUUGCCCCGGAGACGACGACACCAUGGCCAUAUCUGAGGUGGGGACCGUGCGCUACAUGGCUCCAGAGGUUCUGGGCGGAGCUUUGAACCUCCGGGACUGUGAGUCGGCGUUGAAGCAGGUGGAUGUUUAUGCUCUGGGUCUGCUCUACUGGGAGAGCUUCAGGAGGUGCUCUGACCUGUUCCCAGGUGAAGCAGUACCUGAUUACCAGCUGGCAUUCCAGGCAGAGCUGGGGAAUCAUCCGAGCUUCGAGGAGAUGCAGAUCCUUGUCACCAGAGAGAAAUACCGACCAAGGUUCCCCGAAGCGUGGAAGGAGAACAGCCUGGCGUUGCGUUCCCUGAAGGAGACGAUGGAGGACUGCUGGGAUCAGGAUGCUGAAGCUCGACUCACUGCUCAGUGUGCAGAGGAGAGACUGUCUGAACUCACACUGCUGAGUACACACACUGCAAUACACAACCACAGGAAUCUGUCUCUCGGCUGCUGGCCUCCUCAGGUUAGCUACGCCUCCUCCUACAUCGAGGAUCUCCAGGUGGGUUUGGUCAAGAAUCUCCAGGGAGACGGCCACCAAGUAUCAGUCGUCAAAACAACCACAAGCGGAGCAGAAGGACUCGAGAAAAACAGGAACUCCAUCAACUAUGAACGGCAACAAGCGCAGAGUCAGGCUCGCUCGGCCAGUUCAGACAGCUGUGUGUCAACUGCUGCUGCCAUGACGCCCGUCACCGCCCUCUGCACCAUCUCUGAGUCUGAACACACUGGUGGCACCGUUCCCAGUGGCCCAGUCUGCCUGCAGCUGACAGAAGAAGACCUAGAGGCCACAAAACUCAACCCCAAAGAGGUUGAUAUGAACCUGAGGGAAAGUUCUGAUGAAAACCUGAUGGAGCGUUCGCAGAAACAGUUUGGUUCAAGAGAGCAACCAACUACCAACCUGCUGUUCCAUCAGAUACUACAAACUACAGAGGUGAACAGCCCAGAGGUGACUACUCAUGGUGAGGGAAGUGGUGUUGGUUGGGUUGAUAUCCCUCCUUCCUCCUUCAUCCACCCCCUCCCGAAACAGCAGAACCUGCCCCAGAGGCCCACCAGCCUCCACCUCCUUUCCCAAACUAAGGAGACCACGUCAGCUUCCUCUCGCCUCAAGCUGGGGAAGCUCAAGUUGAACCACAGACAGGUGGAAACAGGCGUUGCUAAGAUGAACACGGUAACAGUGACCGAGGCUGCAGAGCCCCACCUGGUAACCAUGGUGACCAACAACACCAGCACAAGAGGCAAUGACACAACUGAGAACCGAGUCUACUCUACAGCAGUGGUCAUCAACAGCUACAAUGCAAGAGUCCCCACCCUGGUGACAAAUGGUAUUAUAGAUGGUGGUCGAACCAAUCCAGCAGGGCCACAGGUUGAGGAAGAGGACAAGAUAGAGGGACAGAUGAGUGGUGGAGAGGACAGCCAUCUGAACCUGCUCAACUCUAGCCCUGAUGAACAUGAACCACUGCUGCAGAGAGAACAGCUGCCUGCCGAGAGUGAAAACCUUCCACAUCUGCAUCAUCAUCAUCUUCAGUCACGAGCUGGGAACAUCCUGUCUGGACGAGGAUCAAACUUCAACAACAACAACAAUAGGCUAGUCUUGGGGUCAGAGGUGAAGAUCCAGGGUUUAGAGGUUAAACCUGAAAAUAUGAAGAGUUCAGAGGUCAGUCAGGGUAGAGACACUACUAAGUCUAAAGGUCAGCUACAACCAUCAAGUCAGCAGAUCAGUGCAUCACCUGCUACUGCUCCAGUUUCAAGUCUGGAAAAUAAAAUCCAGAUUCCAGGGUUAGGGUCUGGAAAGAAUCCAGAUUCUGGCCCAAGUCUACCCUCAACAGAAACAGCAGAAGUCCCAGGAACCCUAGUUUCACAAGCACAAGACCCAGAGACCUCUACUGCAUCUUCAAAAAGCCCAAUAGAUACCCUAACCCUAGAUCCAACAGCUUCAACUCUAGAAGCUCUAGAUGCUCAGGCCUCAGAUCUAGAAGGUCCAGCUCUAGAGGCUCCAGAUGUGAAUCCAACACCUUCACCACGAGCAGUUCCAACUUCAGAAUCAGAAUCUUUGGAAUCUCAAGGUUUAGGAACCACAGCUGUUGCAGUUCCUGAACCAGAAGCCUCAGCUCCACAACCUACAGCUGUACAAGGUCCACAAACUCAAGGUCUGUUGCAGCCCCAGAUGGGACAUGCCAAGGCCAGGAGGUCUGAGCGUCCCUGCUCCCUGGACCUGUCCUUGUCCUGCAUCUCAUCAGUUGAUGUUUCCGUGACAGAUAACGGCAAUCUGAGCACUUCAGGAGAGAAAAUAAAACGUCGUGUCAAGACACCGUACACCCUGAAAAAAUGGCGUCCAGCCUCAUGGGUUGUUUCCACGGAUACAGCUCUCGACCCAGAUUUCGAGUUCGGCACAAGUAGCAGUAACAGUCACCAGACCCACAUCUCAUCCAGUCUUCAUAGAGCAGGAAGCAUCGGCGUUCCAAAAAUCAACCAAUCAAAAUCCAGCAUGGCUGUCUUUUUGGUCGGAAGUGGAGCCACAGCGACCAUGACCUCUGAGUCUGAUGGAAUGACCUGCUUCUAAAGUUGUGUUAUAAUUAAACAUUUUCAAUUAUGUUUUUAAAUGAGAGCAGGUUAGUUUUUUCCCACUCUUCGUCUUCCUUUUCUUUAUUUGUGGAAAGAGUUCACAGUCUGCCACACCAUUUGGCAACCCAAACAAACUUUACUGGAUGGCGAAAUGGCCGCAGUAAAACACUCCCAGGCUACAGUGAUGAUUUGUUGAAGGUUUUUGACAGUCAGGCAAAGUGAAAUCCAACACACCAUGGGAACUAUUAUGGGAUUUCAUAAUGAAGAACUUGGAUUUGUAUUUAACAUUGUAUCUUCACUUCUCUAUCAACUGGAAGUUUUAGAAACAGCAAACAAUGUGCCUCAUUCCUGGGGAUUCCUUAACUUCUAGAUGAUUGGCUUAUGUUAUGACUAGUUUUAUGAAUAGUGGGUGCAGCCUUGACCCUGCCUGAGAAACAAAAUUACCUAGGAGCUCAAAAAUCUCUAUUGAUGGUUAUGUAAAAGAAGUCCCUUUCUGGUAGACCUUUAAGCUCCCACUGACUCACCAGUGGCUCCCAGGCUUAAAAAUCUCCUCCUAUAGUUGGUCAAGUGAAAGGUUUCUCUGUCCUGUUGUCAGUUGGGCUUCUGCUGUGAUUCAUCAUGUGGUUACUGGGUGUGGUCAGUGGUUGACAGGUGUGGCCUUAGGACUGAAACUGCCCCAGACCUCCUUUGAGGACAGAAAUUAAAUGAUUUAUUUUAAACAUAUUUCUGUUGGUGGUGGAGUUAGGGUUCACUAGUAACCAGUAGAUGAGGCCUCCCUGAGGACUGAAAUGUUUUCCUCUUGAUGGUGGAGUGAGGGUUUCCCUUAUCUAGUAGACAAUUGGCUCCUGUUGUAACUAGUCUUGUGGUUAGUGGAUAUAACCAGUUGCUAGUGGGUGUGUCCUUUACCCUACAGAGUAACAAAAUUGCCCAAGACUUAAAAAGUUUGUGUUGGUGUUAAAGCAAAAGAAGUUCCUUACUGAUAGACUUCUGGGUCCCACCGAGUCACCUGUGGCUAGUAGAUGUGGCCAGUGGCUAUUGGGUCCUAAUUCAAUCACACGUAAGGACUGACAUUGCUAAAGACCUUCAGAAUUAUCUGUUGGUGGUGAGGGUAGAUAUUUGGACACUUGCUGUGAUUUGGCUUUUGGCUAGUUUGGUCAGUGGCUAGCCUUGACCAGAAAGGAUUGGGUCAAGUCUGUAGUCUGAUUAUUUUAAGCACUUUAAACAAAGUUAUUUAAGAAACUAACAAACCAUAUAACGGCCGGUGCAAUUAAAAUAGUAACAGUGACACAUCUGGGAUUUCUUCUCUCUGUUUGUGGUUUUUGUACGUUUUCUAUGAUUUAAAGAGGAGUUUUUGCUUCAAGCUCUAACUCUAGCUAUGCAGUCAGCUCAUGAUAAUUCCUCCUGUUGAUAGUCUGUUUGGAUCAGAUGUGUAAUAGAUUGACAACAUUGCUUUUGGGGCAUUUUUAUUCAUUUACUUUGCACUUUCUUUUAUUAAGUAGUACUCAACUACCUUGUGAGGUCUGCUGUGGCUGAAGGAGAAGAAAUGAAAGGAAAGAUAAGCCACAUUUCUGCUGAGUGUAUCAAACAAUCAACCUUGUGAACAGUGUAGCCUCAGCCACAUACAACCUCCUCAGGUACCUUUACAACACUAGUAUAGGCUGAAACACUCACCCUUUUCUUGCUGUUUGAGGAUAAGCAGGAGAUGAAGAAAUAAGAUGCAAGUAAAGUCCUUCUGAACCUUCAGAGGAAAGAAGGUGAAAGACAGGAAAUGGACAGUUUUUUGGUUUAACAGACAAAAUGAACCUUUGAACAACUCCAAAGCUGUUUUAUUUACAUCUUGUAUUGUGUUAGUCACCCAUCCAUCUAAGAGUGGCUGAGUUUUGAUAGUUAGGACAGAGCUCAACCCCACUAUGACUCCAUAGUGAGUUACCAGUUUAUUAGGUGCACCAGUACAAUCUAAAAGCCUCUGAAUUCUUCAAACUAAGUGCUUUUCUGUUUUCUAACAACAACUAAAACCCCUUUUCCGAAAGUGGAAUCUGGGAGGGCUUUGUCUUUUGUAGCAUUUUCAGAAACAACUUUUUCACUCCACCUUCCAGUGUGGACAUUCUCAAUAUAGAAACACUUUGACGGGGACUGACCAAAUUACAUACAAGCUAGCACCCUUCAAUAAAUCACAUUUUUGUGUUUCCAAUGUUGUUAUGAGAAACACCUGCUAAUAUAAUGAAGUGUAGUACAACAUCAUCACUAACUGUGGUGUUGACUCAGCUUCUCGCUGACAUAGUGUCCAAAAAGACCAGGACUGUUCUGUUGGAUUGCUGUAGACUGUACACUUGUACCUCAUAAACUGGUAAGUCAACGAAUGGUCAAAGGCCAUUGAGUGGACACAAAGUAGACACAAGAUUCAUGUAGUCAUUCCCAUCCUGAUCUGAGGAAAUACUGCCAGUUCAAGUUAGACCAAGGUUGGAUUUGCAGCUCAGAAGCAGAAAUGAGAGACGUGGAAUUUAAAAAAUGUGCUUCUUUUUCAUGUUUGAUAUAUCUUGCUUAAUGUAGGUAAUGAUUAACCAAGAAAGAGGUUUGGUUCCAGAAAUGUAACCACAUAACAUUUUCUACUCUUGGAUAUCUCUUUUUUUGUCUGUGUUUUGGUUCAUGUUCCUUCCUGUUUUAGAAUGGGAAGGACCCUGAAAUUCUCCAUUCAGCUGAAUGUUAGAGAAUUUUUCUCGCCUGUGUUGGUUAAGAAACUUUAGCAGCUAUUGACUAACAAUGAAAUGAGUUGGAAAGUAAUGUGUUGGCAUGUGCCUGUUAUUCCUUGCUUCUUAUUCCUCAUCUUACCCAUCAUUACUACAUAAAUAUUGUCGUUUACUCA